Molecule: messenger RNA, 621 nt
Organism: Lathyrus oleraceus (garden pea)
Lineage: Eukaryota; Viridiplantae; Streptophyta; Magnoliopsida; Fabales; Fabaceae
Product: protein disulfide-isomerase 2-3-like
Exons: 6
Coding region: 1-621 (206 amino acids)
Biological process (GO): protein folding
Cellular component (GO): endoplasmic reticulum
Molecular function (GO): protein disulfide isomerase activity
Source: RefSeq, a predicted model, not a curated record
AUGGAAGGAGGUACCAUCGUGAAGAUAUUUUCUCUUCCAUCUAGUGUGGUAGUUUUCUUCCCUGAUAACUUUGAUAAGACUGUUUUAGAUGAAACAAAAGUUGUUCUUGUUGAGUUCUAUGCACCAUGGUGUGGUCAUUACAAGACUUAUGAAAAUGUUUUCGCAAUAUUCAGUUUGGAGAAGAAAGUAGUCAUAGCUAAUUUCGAUACUGACGAAUACAAGGAUUUGUGGUGGAAAUGGAAACACUACCCAUAUAUACAGAUCACAACACUAUUGUUGAAGGGAAACACAUCUUUCAUCGACUAUUCUGGGCAUUCCAACCAUGCAUUAGAGGCUUUUCAUAUUGCAAGCCUAUACUUCAAAUUGAUGGAACUUGGUUAUAUGGAGACACUGGGCCACGAUAAGGGGAAGCCUAUGGGACAUUAUAAGGUAAACCUAAUAAAUGGUUGGUGUGACUUUGGAAAGUUUCAGGCAUACUGUGUUCUUUGUUCACGUGUUAUCAUUGCAUGUUUUAUGAUGCGCCAAGACAUCUAUGCUCUUUUAUCCGACGUUUACAAGGUCACAAACCUAUUUGGGGUUUACAACACAAGUUUUCCAGUGCUACCAAACGAUGAAUAUUAG